Messenger RNA from Eutrema salsugineum, 846 nucleotides. RefSeq names its product glutathione S-transferase T3-like. Bases 1 to 846 code for a protein of 281 amino acids. Lineage: Eukaryota; Viridiplantae; Streptophyta; Magnoliopsida; Brassicales; Brassicaceae. The record is from RefSeq and is a predicted model, not a curated record. The transcript has a single exon.
AUGUCUUCUCCAUUUCCCUUUAGCAACACCUCAAACUUUGUUGAUCUUUUACAAAGUCAACAAGAGAGUGUGUCACCUUACCCAAAUCCAUACCCUUCCUUCGAAAACCAUGCCUUCGGUACCCAAGCUUCCACCGAAGAAGUAGAAGAGGUUGGAGUGACUAGCAAGGUGAUUAGACGACCGUGGAGUCCUGCGGAAGAUACCCUCCUCAUCAGCUCGUGGUUGAACACCUCGAAGGACCCGGUUGUAGGAAAUGAACAGAAAAGUGGCACUUUUUGGAGUCGCAUUGCUUUGUACUUUGCGGCGAAUCAAAAGGGAGGAGAAAUCCGAGAGUCUGGGCAGUGCAAACAAAGAUGGCACAAGAUUAAUGAUCUUGUGAGCAAAUUCUGUGGGGCUUAUGAGGCUGCAACAAGAGAAAGAACAAGCGGUCAAAACGAAAAUGACAUUCUCAAAAAUGCUCAUGCUAUUUUCUUCAAUCUCCAUAAGAAGAAAUUCACUCUCGAAUACGCUUGGAAGGAACUGAAGAACGACCAAAAAUGGUGUGAUUUGUCAACCAGUAAAACCGAUGGCAGCUGUAAAAGGAGGAAGACCGAGGAUGCCAAUGCAGAGGGAAAUGGAGAUGGAAACAAUACUUGUUUUGCUACUCAGUCAACUCCCAGGCCUCCUGGUGUUAAAGCCGCAAAGGCUAAAGGCAAGAAGAUGGACGUGGUGGAGGCUGUUAACGUCUUUGGCAAUAUGUGGAAUAUGAAAAAAGAAGAGAUGACUAUGAAAAAAGAAACCCAAAAGAUGGCUCUUCUUGAUUCCCUUAUUGCGAAGGGACACCUCUCUAAACCGAAGAAGCUCUGA